AUGACGGCGUCAGCGAUUCACGGCGAUCGGGAGAAGUGCAUCGCGGCGGGAAUGAACGAUUACCUGGCGAAACCCGUGAGGUCCGACGUGUUAAGGAAGAAGUUGGAGGCGUACGUCGGCCUCGCUGUAGGGGAUGGUGAAUGCAGAACGCCGACGCAAGAUUCGGAAUCGGGGAGCGGGUACCGAGAGGAAGCGGUCAACGGACACUCGAGACGGCCGUCACACAAUGGUAGCUCCUCGGGUAACUCGCCCCGCGUAUCAAUCGCCAACGUCGGCGGUGGGAGCCGGACCUCAAGCGUCGGACGGGCAUCGCUGAGCGGGCGCCGCUCAUCAGACCUCGGAUCAACGACCGACUUGGGGGCCUCGGCGAAGCGGCAGCCCCGGAAGCUCGUCAAGAACCGCGGAAGCAGCGAUCUCAGCCUCCCGGGCCUCUCGCAGCCACCUACGCCCUCACAGGCGGCGAGCCCGUUAAUUGGGGGCCAGGACCCGGCGGCGCGCCUCACGCGCCGAGCCUAG
Molecule: messenger RNA, 516 nt
Organism: Parascedosporium putredinis
Lineage: Eukaryota; Fungi; Ascomycota; Sordariomycetes; Microascales; Microascaceae
Source: the annotation of a GenBank genome assembly